This is a messenger RNA of Trichomycterus rosablanca, 3943 nucleotides long. It is a transcript of the gene zdhhc7, whose product is annotated as zinc finger DHHC-type palmitoyltransferase 7. Bases 158 to 1063 code for a protein of 301 amino acids. Gene Ontology annotation, cellular component: endoplasmic reticulum; Golgi apparatus. The transcript has 8 exons. The record is from RefSeq and is a predicted model, not a curated record. Gene Ontology annotation, molecular function: protein-cysteine S-palmitoyltransferase activity. Gene Ontology annotation, biological process: protein targeting to membrane; peptidyl-L-cysteine S-palmitoylation. Lineage: Eukaryota; Metazoa; Chordata; Actinopteri; Siluriformes; Trichomycteridae.
CAUGUUUUCACUGCUUAACGUUGUGCUUUCAUACGAAAUACACAACCUAGCUACUAGCUGACCAGCAAACCCAAGGUUGAACACGGUGGAUGUCACAUUGUUUAUGCUGCCCAGCUCAGCAUGCCUGUGUGAGGUAGAAUCUGUAAGGUAGAUCAGAAUGCAGUCUUCUGGGCACCGGCUGCGGGAUGUGGAGCAGCACCACCCCUUGCUGGCCAGUGGUGGGGAGGAGGAGGUCACUGUGGGCCGGGUCUGGUUCAUCCAGGAUGGCUGUGGUAUGGUGUGUGCCUCUAUGACCUGGUUUCUGGUGAUGUACGCUGAGUUUGUGGUCAACUUUGUCAUGCUGCUGCCCUCUAAAAGCUUCUGGUACUCCCUCAUUAACGGAGUGGCGUUCAAUUUCUUGGCCGUUCUGGCACUAGCAUCCCACCUGCGCACCAUGCUGACGGAUCCGGGAGCUGUUCCUAAGGGAAAUGCCACUAAAGAAUACAUGGACAGUCUACAACUGAAACCUGGUGAAGUCAUCUACAAAUGCCCCAAAUGCUGCAGCAUCAAACCAGAGAGAGCUCAUCACUGCAGUAUCUGCAAGAGAUGCAUCAGGAAAAUGGAUCAUCACUGUCCUUGGGUGAACAACUGCGUAGGAGAAAACAACCAGCGAUACUUUGUCCUGUUUACUAUGUACAUUGCUACGAUUUCUCUCCAUGCCCUCUGCCUCAGUGGCUUUCAUUUCUUCACAUGUGUGAAAGUCCAGUGGAACGAGUGCAGUGACUUCUCUCCUCCUGUGGCUGUCAUGCUUCUUAUUUUCCUCUGUCUAGAAGCCCUCCUCUUCCUCACUUUUACUGCCGUCAUGUUUGGCACGCAAAUACACUCCAUUUGCAACGAUGAAACUGAAAUUGAGAGGCUGAAGAAUGAGAAGCCCACGUGGGAGCGGCGAGUACGCUGGGAGGGAAUGAAGACCGUGUUCGGAGGCCCUCCAUCUCUUCUGUGGUUCAAUCCUUUCGCCGGACUGAGAUUGCGCCGCCUCCUGAUGAUCCAUGCUCGCAAGGGAGGCUCGGAGUUCUCCGUCUGAGUGAGGGGGACCUUGUUUUUUUUUUUCCUCAAGUCUGUGUCCCAUCAUGCUGACAAGUCGGGGUCCAUGAUGUAGGUAAGAGAACUCACUGAGGAAAAUACAUCAUAAACUUAAAGCCCUGUGGAGUAGAAGGGGCUCAAGACAGUACGAACUGUUUAUUAACCACUGGACCUUUUCCCAAAGGAUCAUUUUUUUUACUUUGAGUUGGCUGUUCCUGGCCUGUCGCCGUGAACUCGUCCAUAUUUUUUGCUUGUUUUUUAAGGGACUCUCGCUGUCAGUUUCAGUGAAGAUAAAACUGCAAAUCGACUUGAUGUUUAAAGAAGGAUCAUGAGAAGCUUGAGGAUGGUCACGACCUAAGCCAAACUAAAGAGCAUUACGCUGGCUUCACACAUACUACCUCUGCAUGGCUUGUAAUCAUACAGAUCAUAGCCUUCACACUGUUCACAAAUGCCGCUCCCUUAAGAGGUGUCCCCAACAGGCUGUUUUUAUGUGCCGCACACAACACUAACAGUCAAACAAAAAUAUAUACAGCGUCACUUAAACACGCUGUGUGCUUUUUAUUCAAUUCCAUAGACAAGAAUUUCACACUAGAUUGAUUAAUUCUGUUGAAUCGAAGGGUGUUAAGGGUUUUCCGUCUCAGAUUUUUACUUUCUGCCUCCAUUCGACAUCCCGUUGCAGAUUCAUUUUUGUGCCCGAUGUCAAAGAAUGAACUUAAAAAUGAUCUAAAUGUGAUAAUUGUUCCAACUGUAAAAACACAAAACAACCCAAAAUAACAUAAUUAACACUUAUAUUUUAGGGAACCCAAAUGGCAAUGACCUCUGACUUUCAAGCUUUGACUAAUGCCUAUUUAUAAAGUAAAGUUUAAACUAGUCAUACUUUAAUAUUUUCCAGUAGGUCUAGUUAACCUAGAUCUUGCAGGCUCGAAGAAGCUGCCCAAUCCCAAGUCAGAACAUUUCUGAAACUAAACAAACUCACAUGCAUUGAUGUUGUUUAUUGAAUUCUGUCAACAACGACAGAAGGUACAUUUAUGCGUUACUAGUUUCAGCCCACCUGCAAUACAGUUUUGCAGUGCAAAGCUUUUUAAAUGCACCCUAAAAAAAUAUUCAGUCCAUAAAUGAUUGUCACAGCUUGGAAUUUGUAUCAGUGAAUUGGAGAUACAAAAUUGCCCCACAACGGUGUUUGACACUGAACUUGAACUGAUGAAUUAUGUUUAACCUGUAUAACCAAAGUGUAAAACAUGACAUUGAAAUUCUAAUAAAUAAAUAAAUAUACAAGGUCUGGGUCAUACUGAUAGACCUUACAAAGAGAAUGGCAAAAAUAUAUCAGUAAAUCAAGUGAGAACAAACAAUCCCCAGAUAUGUAUGCAUGUUUAUUACAAGCACACCAAGCACAUAUAGCAAGGUAAUCUAAUUUAAAAUGACAAGUGGUCCUGUAAUUACAAAGGAAGAAUACUUUUGAAUCUCCAUUUUUUUUCUAAAUUGUAUUAAAUUGCUCAUGAGUUGGCAUAACCUUUUGACAAAACAUUCACAGUUUUGAGACCCUGGAUGUGUAAAUGGUUUAAAUGUUUAUGAUGUACUGGUCACACAGCAAUACUGCCCACACCAUGCAGAGGAAGUUAAUGUGAAUCCAGCUUUAGUGACAAAUUCAUCAUGUCCUUUCCAACAAGGGAAUCUUGGUUAUUUGCGGACCAAACUACAAUCUAAGUGUCAUAUUCGCCACUGUUUUUAACUUGUUUUUAAUAAUUAUUAUUUAUGUAUUAAGGUCUUUAGCCUGUAACAACAUAAUAUCCUAGUUGGGCGCUCGGGUGGUGCAGCAGUCUAAUGUGCUAGCACACUACUGUGAAGUGUUCAAACUUGUGAGAGCCACCAGGCCGGGUGUCCACACAAACACACUAGGCCUUGUUUAAGGGAGGAAAGGUCGGGCGUGGGUCUCUUCUGCUGCUGUGACAUGUGAUGUCCAAAAAAGAAAGGGAGGUGGGUAGACACAUGGAGCAUAGUGUUGCUCUCCAUGCGCAAUAUGGCAUUGUGUUAUAAGACGUGUCCGCAUAUUAGUGUCAGAGGGGUCGUGUGGUGAUCCGGCUCUCUCUGAUCAGAUCUGGUUUUGUGCAACUGGUAGCAGAUUCACAAUCAGGGAUUGGAAAUGACUAGAUUGGGGGAUCAAGGGGGAAAAUCCAGAAAAUGAAUAAUAGUGGAUAUAUAACUUCUCACUGUAGAACAACAAAUCAAAAUUAUUCUAGCUGAUCAUAUAGUAGCGACGUCUUUUUAAAUUCAUGUAUACGACACUAAACAUUUAGAUACUAUUUACACUGUCGCUGGUUCUUCCAAGACCAACACUUCAGUUGCUUGGCAACAAUCUGGACAAAUCACAGUAACAGUAUAUACUUCAUUUUUAAUGCAUGACCUGCAACGAUUUGCACACUUUGAGUUUAUUCGCCAUAGCAGUAAGCUCAGUAAGGCGGGACCAUUAUAUCACUAACGUACUUCGCUUAACCAAACAUCCGUUACAUUACAUAACUUGCUGAAACCAGCUAAGCAUCAGAAAAAUUGCUGGAUAUUUUCCUAUGUAUAUUUCGAGAUGGCUAGCGGUUUAGUUGUCCUCAGUCCAGCCAUCACAUAUUGUUAGCAGUACUGUGGCUUUUCGUUACUGUGAGCUUUACUUUGCCACUUCUCUGGAAGACAAAACUUUUACCUCAACAGUCAAUAAGACUUCAUAGUGACAAUUCCUAAAUAAUUAUUGCAGAUGUUUUAUGAAAUGAACGGUUUAUGUAGUAGGGGCAUUGUAUUACAAUUCAUGUAGGUCCAUGUAUGACUGAUCUGACUGGAAAUCUAAUUUAAGUGUUUCCACUCAAAUAUUCAAUAAAGUAGUGAAUUUAUAUAAUAU